AUGAUGUCCUCCACCAACGAGGAGGACCCCUUCCUCCAGGUCCAGCAAGAUGUCCUCGCGCAGCUCUCGUCGACGCGCCCCCUCUUCGCCUCGUACCUCCGCAUCCGCUCGCUCUCCACCUCCCCCUCCUCGCCCGAGCUCGCCUCCGCCCGCGACGACCUCGAGUCCGCCCUCGGCUCCCUCGCCGAGGACCUCGCCGACCUCGUCGCCUCCGUGCAGGCCAUCGAGCGCGACCCCGCCCAGUUCGGCAUCUCCGCCGACGAGGUCGGCCGCCGCAGGCACCUCGUCCAGGAGGUCGGCGGCGAGAUCGAGGAUAUGCGCGAGGAGCUCAACAAGAAGCUCGCCACGGGCGGCGCGCGACGCGACGAUGACCACAACGGCAACCUGCCCGACCCCAACUCGUUUGCCAUCGCCGACGGCGACGACGGCGAGGCUGACGGGUACGCCGAGUUCGAGCAGCAGCAGCAGGUCGAGAUGAUGCGCGAGCAGGACCAGCACCUGGACGGCGUGUUCCAGACCGUCGGAAACCUGCGCCGCCAGGCUGACGACAUGGGCCGCGAGCUUGAGGAGCAGGGCGAGAUGCUGGACCUCGUUGACGAGGCGGCCGAUCGCGUGGGCGGCAGGCUGCAGACGGGCAUGAAGAAGCUGCAGUACGUGAUGCGCAAGAACGAGGACAAGUGGAGCAGCUGCUGCAUCGCCGUCCUCAUCUUCGUGCUGAUUCUGCUGCUGGUCCUGCUCUUGAUUCUCUAG
Messenger RNA from Purpureocillium lilacinum, 750 nucleotides. RefSeq lists its product as uncharacterized. Lineage: Eukaryota; Fungi; Ascomycota; Sordariomycetes; Hypocreales; Ophiocordycipitaceae. The record is from RefSeq and is a predicted model, not a curated record. Gene Ontology annotation, biological process: Golgi vesicle transport; intracellular protein transport; vesicle fusion. Gene Ontology annotation, molecular function: SNARE binding; SNAP receptor activity. Gene Ontology annotation, cellular component: SNARE complex; endomembrane system; membrane.